Messenger RNA from Dermatophagoides farinae (American house dust mite), 2373 nucleotides. RefSeq lists its product as uncharacterized. The record is from RefSeq and is a predicted model, not a curated record. Lineage: Eukaryota; Metazoa; Arthropoda; Arachnida; Sarcoptiformes; Pyroglyphidae.
UUGAGUGUGGAUUUCACAUUUCAAAAAUCAUUUUGUAUCCAUCACAUCACACACGCAUAUGAUGUGGAUCAUUGUGAAACAAAAUGUCUAAUGAAUGUCUUAUGCCAUCGGAUAUAGCCCGAUUAACAUAUGGCUAUCUACUCGAAACGAAUUGUGUGCGAACAGCUCAACUUUUUCUUGAUGAAUCACCUUAUCUACGUGAAUUUGCUCAAGGUAUCAAAAGUGGCUAUCAGUAUUCAACGAAACCAUAUAAUAUGUCAUUGGUCGAAACGCUUAAUGGAAAAUUCUCACGACUUGGCACCAUUCAGCCUGUACAAACAAUGAUGGAUUUUCCAAAUAUUACCACUUAUUCGUAUGAUAAUUUGUAUCAUCAAACGAAUGUCAAAGAUGGUAUUACCAUGGAAUCACAACCUCGAAACGUUAACCAUUUAUCCACACCAAAGCACAAAAUUCUCCAAUCAAGAAAUUUGAAUGCCUAUUCUCCUCGACGAAAAAGUGCAACACCCAAACGAUUGUUGAAUCAACAUCCAUAUCAAAGGCAACAGCAACAAUUUCAUUCGGAUUUAUCGGUUCAUUGCCGAUCAUCUGAUCCGAUUCAACAGGUGGCCAGUUCAUCGCCAAUCUCCUCGAUGGCUUGUGAAUCGUCUGAAAUCGAUAUCGAAGUCCAACCACAAAUUAUCUUUGAUGAACUACUGAAAUAUCGUCCAUUGCAAGAUAAAGUUGCCAAUACCAUUCAGAAAAUUAUCGAUGUCAAAGAUAAUCCGAAUGAUGUUCAGAAUGUGAAUCAACAACAAGAGAACGAUGAAAGCAUUAAAAGAUCGGAAGAGCUCAAAAGUUCAGCCGAUUCAGAGAAUAAGAUUGGUGAUAUUGAAAAUGAUCUGCUUCCAAUCGAAACGAUGGACGAAUUAUUGAGUUCACUGGCCGACGAGCCUGAAUUUCAGGAUUUCGUGCACAUAGUGGUGGAAAAGGAAAUUGCCAAUACGCCCUUUAAAUCAAUUCACUUGAACACGCCAAGUUGUACUUCGAACUCAUCGUUGAAUACGCCCAAUAUGUUUAUGACGCCGACAAGUAGUGAGCAAAAUUCAAAGGUGAAAAAUCAAAGCCAAGUGAUGCCUGUGAAAAAUUUGAUAAACGAGCUAAAGACACCGGAUAGAGGGUCGGUUAUCGCUAAUAGAUCUAACAAUACAUCAUCUGCUAAUGAGUGCAUCACUACUAAUACUACUACUAUUACUAAUAAUAAUAAUCCAGCAGCUAGUUCUUGCACGAAAAUCAAGCCAAUCUUUCAGAAUCAUAAUUUUGUGUCAAAAUUCAGUCGAAUCAAUAAUAAACAAAAAGAGGUUCAAGAAGCAUUGAAAAAUUGUUCAGCCACAAUGAACAACAACAACAACACUUUCAAUAAGAAUAAUGACGAUAAAAAAGCAUUGACAACAACCAUUGAAUUGGUUAAUGGUGGUGGUGAUGAUGAUGAUGAUGAUGAUGAUAAUAAUAAACCAAAGCCAGCAGCAACAAUGACUACUCAAGCUACAGCUCAAACUUGUCCACCACAAUCGGAUUCGAAUGUGGAAGUUUUGUCCAUACAGAAUUGGUCAGCACCCAAUACGAAUCUCACGCAACCAGUCAUAAUUCCGAAUAAUCAGACGAUAGCAUGGAGUGAUCAACAAGGUGUAGUCUAUCUAUCCUAUCCCACUACUACUGCUACUACUACGCAGGAAACAAUCUAUUACAUCGAUUCAUCCAACAUAAAUCAUCUAUCUUCGGCGCUGACCACAAAUGCAAUAACAACUUGUAGCACCGAUACAGUCAUUACUGAUACAAAACCGACGAUCAAUUUGCCGACGGCCGUUGUUGUUGACAAUCAUCAAUCAAUGAUGAAUCCAAGUAUUGUCCAAGAAGAAUCAACACAGCAGUCAAAACAAAACAGUCGUAUCGAGUCACUUCGAGCCGUUCCUAGUAUUCUGAGCAAAGGAAAAAGACAUCAACGGAUUAGUGAUUCACAAAACAGGCAGAUACAGACUAAUAGCUCAACGAUCCAUCCUCCAUCCAAUCAACAAGUAUUGACUGGUAAUCAUCAAUCACAAUCUACGAAUAGACGCAAAUCCGAUAUGCAAUUGCAAAAAAUUUCCUCUCAUAAUCAUCAACAACAAAAUAAUGUUAAUCAACAAAAAAGAAGAAUAUCCGCAAGUUCUGACGAUUCUCUCCGCAAUUCCAAACGUGCAUCAAUGGUGGAUAAAAAAGUUGAGAUGGAUAAUUUAGAAUUUAUUUCAUUCAGAAAAUUUUAGGCUCAAAUAUUGAAGAAUUUUUGGUAAAUUAUCACAACAAAAAAGAUAGACAAGGAGGCAAUUUGUCAAAAUAAACGUAUAGAUUUUACAUUUA